AUGUCCCCACCGACAAUGUCCCCGCUGGAGCAGGUGGCCUCGCUCCCGCUCGGCCACGACUGCCCCAGCGUCUCCCAAAUCAAAGAAAUCCACAUCUACGAUUUCGACCAGACCCUUUACGCCUCCCCGCUGCCCAAUGCCGCCCUAUACACCCCAGGAACACUCAACCACCUGCGAUUCCCCAAUACCCUCGCCAAUGGCGGCUGGUUCGAGUGUCCAGACCUCCUCGAGUACUCCAUCAUCGCCCCAAAUAGACCGCGCGAAUCAAAAUGGAACAUGAAAGUGUGCGCUCUCGCCGCCAUGUCGCUAGCUGACGAGCAUGUGCUCGCCAUCGUUCUCACAGGAAGGCGCGAAGACACCUUUUCGGGCGUUUUCAAGCUCGCAAUGGACCAUUUCAUGCGCGAUAUCGGCCCAAAACGCCCGUUCGAUGCUGUAUGCUUGAAAAAACCACACCUCGGAACCACCACCCUGCAGUCCAAACUCUCAGUAAUCAAGACUUUGCUCGACCACUACUCCCAGGCGACCCAAGUACGGGUGUAUGAGGACCGUGAGAGCCAGGCGCGUGGCUUCAAGCGCUUUUUCAAAGAGUACAUCGAGUCCAAUUCGGACUUCAGGCCGCAACUGUGCGCAGACGUCGUCAUGGUAUCGUGCGACCCGUACUACCUCGACCCCGAAGUAGAACUCGAGCUCGUCAUGCGCAUGGUCCAGCAGAGCAACGAAACUGUCGACAGGACCCGUUCGGGACAAAAAUACACCCUCUCAAAGUCGCUCCAGUACUCUGGGUUCAAAGUGGACGCCUGCACGCUCAAGCUCAUACAGCACGAGGCACUCAAACAGCUUAAGAAGAAAAACAUCCCACAGGAUGUAAUCGAGAGCUUGAACUGGCGCAGGUCGCCCGUGAUUCCGCUAGACUCGGAAAACCCGCAAAGAAUGGUCAGUUCGAGUAGACUAUAUGGAUUCUUGAACGCCUUUCGAGCUCCAGACGAGGGUGAAUCAGAAUUCAUGAAGAAGGCAAGAGAUAUCAAGAAGGGACUACGCUAUGAGCCAUACAAGUGGAAUCUGGCCGAUUUCUUCUACGAAAGUACCCAGGGAUACCUCGGGUUCAUCCUCACAGACUACAAAGGACCAGUACAACUAGGUCAGGGCGUCUCAGUAAUGGAAGACUACGCCAUUCUGCUAGCGGGUCCCGGAACACAGGACUUCCUCACUGACGACCAACUGGACAAAAUCCUCGGCAUGAAAACUUGUGUAAGCAUAGACUGCGAAAGCACUUGUUUCCAGUUCAACUCCUACCUCGGAGUUUAUUUCAUCUACAGGCUAAAGAACUUGUGA
Molecule: messenger RNA, 1332 nt
Organism: Kluyveromyces marxianus DMKU3-1042
Lineage: Eukaryota; Fungi; Ascomycota; Saccharomycetes; Saccharomycetales; Saccharomycetaceae
Exons: 1
Coding region: 1-1332 (443 amino acids)
Source: RefSeq, a predicted model, not a curated record